GUUCUCCAUCAACAAGGAAUAUUUUUUUUUCGACUGUCUUUGACUUAUCUUGAUCAUGUCUCCGACAAGACACUCGUCCCAUGUUACUAUAGCAAUCGUUGGCACAGGAUUGAUCGGGCCACGGCAUGCUGACGCUGUUAAGGCGGAGCCCGGAGCUGAAUUGUUCUGCUUCGUUGAUCCGAACCCUGCUGUGGAGACGAUCGCCAAACAGCAUGGGGUACAAUGGUUUGCGUCAAUAUCUGAGAUGCUGCGAGAAAAGGGUAAGCCAGACGGGGCCAUAGUCUGUACUCCAAAUGCAAGCCAUGUCGCUGUAUCAAAAGAACUGCUCAGCGCUGGAGUUCAUGUUCUCUGCGAAAAGCCGCUCGCGACCGACGUUAGAGAAGGGGCAGAUUUGAUUGAAUUUGCUAGUCGUCAAGGAUUGAAGCUGCUGUGCGGACAUCACAGACGGUUCAAUCGGUACGUGUCUGCGGCGAAGAAACUCCUUGACAAACAAGCCUUAGGAAAGCUGGUAGCUAUAUCUGGGCUUUGGACGUUGCAUAAACCUCUUGAAUAUUUUGAAGCGCCAACGGAGUGGCGUAAGGGGGCCAAAGGGGGCCCAAUCCUGAUCAAUCUAAUUCACGAGGUUGACAUUCUUCAAUUCCUAGUCCAGUCUCAGAUCACUCGGGUUCACGCGGAGCGAACCAUAUCCCAAAGAGGAUUUGAAGCAGAGGAGGGUGCGGCAAUCCUGUUUCGGUUUCAGAACGGAGUGGUUGGCACCUUCGUGCUGUCCGAUGCUGUGCCAUCGCCUCACAAUUUUGAGAGCGGCACAGGGGAGAACCCCAUGAUUCCCAAGGCUGGCAUGGACACAUAUCGUUUCAUGGGAUCUGAAGGAACCUUAAGUUUCCCUGAUAUGCGGCUGUCGACAUAUGUUGGCGCGAAGCAGAAGAGCUGGACGGAGCAACUCUCGUUCUCCCACAUUCCAGUGCCUGAGACUCGGGUGCCGUUCGAGCUGCAGGUUGAGAACUUCGUUGCUGUCAUCCAGGGCAAUGCGGAAGCGGUAUGCACGGGACAGGAUGGCUUGAGAGCCGUAGCUGUGUGUGAAGCCGUCAAAAAGUCAUUGGAGAGCGGCUUGCCUGUUGACCUGUAACCUUAUUUGAGCUCUGCAACGUGUAUAGGGAACGAAUAGAUACAGAAACUCCACUCCAACAGAACGACCUUGCAUCGCUUCCCCUCACAACAGCCUCUCCAUUGCAUACGGGCCACACUUGCGUGCUUGCCUCAAAUCAUUGGUUAAAAUCGAUGACUUUCAC
Verruconis gallopava is the source of this 1289-nucleotide messenger RNA. RefSeq lists its product as uncharacterized. NCBI's taxonomy places the organism in Eukaryota, Fungi, Ascomycota, Dothideomycetes, Venturiales, Sympoventuriaceae. The transcript is spliced from 2 exons. Gene Ontology annotation, molecular function: nucleotide binding. The record is from RefSeq and is a predicted model, not a curated record. The coding region runs from base 56 to 1126 and encodes 356 amino acids.